CCAUAUUGGCAUCUUCUGUUGUUAGUCUAUAUUUUCUUGAACUUACUGAUGUCUUCAAGCCAGUUCACUCUGGAUUUAAUUGCUAUGACAAGAGUCUGAGUAUGCCAUAUAUUGAACCUACACAAGAAGCAGUUCCCUUUUUGAUGUUGCUUAGUCUGGUUUUUGCUGGACCAUCAAUUACGAUAAUGGUAGGAGAAGGAAUUCUCUACUGUUGCCUGUCCAAAAGAAGAAAUGGGAUUGGAACAGAGGCCAAUAUUAAUGCAGGAGGAUGCAACUUCAAUUCAUUUCUUAGAAGAGCUGUCAGAUUUGUUGGUGUUCAUGUGUUUGGUCUUUGUUCUACUGCGCUUGUUACUGAUAUUAUACAGCUAUCAACAGGAUAUCAAGCACCAUAUUUCCUGACCGUCUGCAAGCCUAACUAUACAUCCUUAAAUGUAUCCUGCUCAGAGAAUUCAUAUGUUGUGGAAGAUAUAUGCUCAGGAGCUGAUGCUAAUAUUAUCAAUGCUGGAAGGUUGGUUCUAUCCUUUACUUUUUCUAGAUAAAGUCUGCAUGAGUUU
Messenger RNA from Meleagris gallopavo (turkey), 554 nucleotides. The record is from RefSeq and is a predicted model, not a curated record. NCBI's taxonomy places the organism in Eukaryota, Metazoa, Chordata, Aves, Galliformes, Phasianidae.